Salvia hispanica is the source of this 1213-nucleotide messenger RNA. Its product is annotated as OBP32pep, putative (DUF220). The record is from RefSeq and is a predicted model, not a curated record. NCBI's taxonomy places the organism in Eukaryota, Viridiplantae, Streptophyta, Magnoliopsida, Lamiales, Lamiaceae.
UACACAAAAGGGAUAAGUGAAUGAAUAAAUAAUGGAAAAAUGGAUUUAUCAGUUAGAAAGUCGAACUGAAAGGGCAAAGGAAUCUCAGUUUGGAUGAACUCAGCUGGGAUUCUUGUAGUAGAUUGUUUAAGUUGAAGUAAUAUGACAAUUACACAGGUUUAGAUGGCUCAGGAGAAAACUAGUGCAUCAAGCCCUGCAAAUCCAAGUGAAGAAAAGGCUAAUGAGCAUCCUAAUUUUCUGACUGAAGGAUUGCGUAAUUUCACCUCAUACUUCCCCAAGUAUGUUAAGCAGUUUAGUUUUACAAAAUUGAAGAAGAAUGACCAUUUCAGAUCCUCUGAGUUAUCUGCUAGAAACAACAAAGAGUUGUCUACUACGAGUUUGAGUUUAGAGAGGCAAAUGGAAGCAUGGAAACACAAUCCAGAGUGGGUGGAACGUCCUCCGUGUAUAAAGGUAACCAUCCCUAAAGGUUCUCUUUCAUGCCUUAGUGUGAGUGUUGAUGUUGGGUUGCCUCCGGAUGCUGUAUACAACAUUGUGACAGACCCUGACAAUAAGAGAGUAUUCAAAAACAUCAAGGAAGUAAUUUCUAGAAAGGUAUUAGUGGAUGAAGGAUUAAGGCAGGUGGUGGAAUUGGAGCAAGCAGCAAUUUGGAGAUUCCUCUGGUGGUCGGGAACAAUCUCCGUUCAUGUUUUAGUCGACCAAAACAGAGAAGAUCAUUCUAUGAAGUUCAAACAGAUAAAAUCAGGAUUCAUGGAAAAAUUUGAAGGUAGCUGGAAAAUGGAGCCUUUAUUUGUGGAUGAAGAGCUCUGCCAUCCCUUCAAACCGAAUUCUGUGGCGGAGUACGUCUCUUUCAGCAAUGGCGUAGGAAGGAUCGCAUCAAGGUUGAAGCUAGAGCAGCUGAUACAGCCGGCCAUUGUUCCUCCUCCGCCCAUUUCCUGGUACCUCAGAGGGAUCACUACAAAGACCACUGAAAUGUUGAUCACCGAUUUGCUUGCUGAAUCUGCCCGAAUCAGGCAAGCUUCCGGCAAUGGAGAUGAUGGAGAACCCACAGAAAAUGGACAAGACCAUGUGCAUAAAAACAUCAAAGAGAGAUGGGCAGUCAGGAGAAAAACUGCAAGGCAUUCCCAUAGAAGGUUGUUCUUGAAUUCAAAGCUCUCUUAAGUUUAUCUCAUUCCACUGAUCAUUCAUGAUGAAAGUGCAUAAAAGUUGAAUCUCA